Drosophila mojavensis is the source of this 2398-nucleotide messenger RNA. RefSeq lists its product as uncharacterized. Bases 10 to 2073 code for a protein of 687 amino acids. Lineage: Eukaryota; Metazoa; Arthropoda; Insecta; Diptera; Drosophilidae. Gene Ontology annotation, molecular function: ligand-gated monoatomic ion channel activity. Gene Ontology annotation, cellular component: membrane. The transcript is spliced from 4 exons. The record is from RefSeq and is a predicted model, not a curated record.
AGCAUCAACAUGAGCUCGUUAAUAUUCCCAGAGCUUCUGGUGCUGCUCUUGCUAUUGCUGUUGUUGUGGCCACUGACAGCGACGACAUCAAUGUCAGGCCACGUGUCACUGCCAGCUGACGCAGCAAUCCCCAGUGGACAGCCUAAAGGAGAUGCGUGGGGCAAUCAAUUGCCGGAUAUGCUAGUCGCUUACUAUCGCCACCAUGGCGUGCACAGUCUGAUGCUCGUUGUUUGUCACGCGGACAUUGCUGCGUCACGUCUGCAUUUGCUCCUGCAGCACUUGAUGGCGCACGACAUCUAUGUGCAGCUCUGGACGGAGCAUUGUCUGAAUGAUCUGCAACAUGUCAGCAAUGAGACGCAGAUGGACAGUGACUCACAGGUGCCCAAGCCGCCGCGCACCUUCUUCCCCAACAAUGACACCCACUGGGAGCUGGCUUUUCUGCUGCCCGGCCUCCACAACAAGCUGGGCAUCCUGCUGCUGCAGUUCAACAGCUCGUGUGCCCUGAAUCUGCUGCGCUGGUCAGCGGCCUGGGAGCACAAUUACUUUACCACCAAUCGCUUUUGGCUGCUGCUCACGCAGGAUAUGCAGGAUCUGGGGCUGCUUGCGGACGAGGAGAUCUUCAUACCACCCGAUAGCGAAUUGCGCGUGCUCUGGCAUAGUCCAGCCAUGCCCUUCACUGCAUCCCUGCUAGACGUCUACAAGGUGGCCGCCUGGAAGCCGCCCAAGAUUCGUUUGGUGGGCCAACAACUGCACAACGCUCGGCACAUCACGCAUGCGCUGCAGCAUUUCGGCUCAGCGAUCACAUAUAGACAGAAUCUGGAGGGCAUUGUCUUCAACACCGCCAUUGUGAUUGCCUUUCCAGAUCUCUUUACCACUAUUGACGAUCUGUCCAUGCGGCAUAUCGAUACCAUUUCCAAAGUCAACCAUCGUCUGAUGCUCGAGCUGGCCAAUCGUUUCAAUGUGAGCUACAACACCUAUCAGACCGUCAAUUAUGGCUGGCGCCAGCCAAACGGCUCCUUUGACGGCCUAAUGGGUCGAUUCCAGCGUUACGAACUGGACUUUGCUCAACUGGCGAUCUUCAUGCGUUUGGAUCGCAUUGCUCAAUGCGACUUUGUGGCCGAAACGUAUCGUGUGAGAGCCGGCAUCAUGUUUCGCCAGCCGCCGCUGUCAGCUGUGGCCAACAUCUUCUCGAUGCCGUUCCAGAUAGAUGUUUGGAUCUCGAUAAUCGUGCUGGUGGUCAUAACUGUUGUAGUGAUGCUACUGGAAAUGCUCUUCUCGCCGCACACGCACAAGAUGUCCUACAUGGACUCGCUCAACUUUGUCUGGGGCGCCAUGUGCCAGCAGGGAUUCUACGUGGAUGUGCGCAAUCGUUCGGGCCGAAUCAUAGUCUUCACUACAUUCGUGGCCGCUCUCUUUCUGUUCACCUCCUUCUCGGCGAAUAUUGUCGCCCUGUUGCAGAGUCCAUCGGAUGCGAUUCAAACACUGGGAGAUUUGGGACAAUCGCCUCUGGAAAUCGGCGUGCAGGACACACAAUAUAAUAAAAUCUAUUUUACAGAGUCUACCGAUCCGGUGACCAAAAGUUUGUAUCACAAAAAGAUUGCCACGAAGGGAGAUAAUGCUUACAUGCGUCCGGCUCUGGGCAUGGAAAAAAUGCGCACUGGCCUGUUCGCAUACCAGGUGGAGCUGCAGGCGGGCUACCAGGUUGUCAGCGAUACGUUUAGUGAGCCCGAGAAAUGCGGACUGAUGGAGCUGGAACCAUUCCAGCUACCCAUGAUGGGCAUUCCCACACGCAAGAACUUUCCCUACAAGGAACUAUUUCGCCGACAAUUACGCUGGCAGCGCGAAGUGAGCCUGGUGAACCGAGAGGAGCGCAAGUGGAUACCACAGAAACCAAAGUGCGAGAGUGGCGUUGGUGGCUUUGUGUCCAUUGGCCUCACCGAAUGCCGCUACGCGUUUCGCAUCUUUGGCUACGGCACCGCGCUCAGCUUUGCUGUGUUCCUCUGCGAGCUGAUCCGCAGUCACAGCCAGAGCAUCUACAAGAUUUUCAAGGGUUCCAGACGUAUACAGCAUUAGCCUGCACACAAUUUAUUGAUCAUUCAAUAGUUUGUAGUUUAAUAAGAGGCGACUUAAAUGGGUACGGAUAGCUCCCGGACCACAGCACGUAGCACAUCGGGCGUCUUAAACUGCCAAUUGCGGAUGCACUUGCUCACGCGACACCACGACUCGCCAUGGGUGGGCUCUGCGGCUAUGCAGCGCUCGAGCACCUCCUGCUGCUGCUGUUCUGUGCCAUGCAAUAGCUCAAAUUUGUAGAAAUAUGCCCAAGCAUCGCCCAAAUCUGGAUCAAUUUUGACCUAUGUGAAAAGGAAAUAGAGAAUAUAUAUAGCAAUUAUAAAUUAAA